Messenger RNA from Sapajus apella (tufted capuchin), 1870 nucleotides. RefSeq names its product translation initiation factor IF-2-like. NCBI's taxonomy places the organism in Eukaryota, Metazoa, Chordata, Mammalia, Primates, Cebidae. Bases 1 to 681 code for a protein of 226 amino acids. The transcript is spliced from 2 exons. The record is from RefSeq and is a predicted model, not a curated record.
AUGGAAGUAUCAAAGCUGAUGGUUAUACGCCGUGCACCCGGCAGUCUCGGCGGCGAAGUCUUUGGGGCAGAAGUGCCGAGCCUUCAGAAGGGCAGGCUUCUCCCUCUCAGGACUCCAGGCCCCGCGGCCAAGGCUGUCUCUGCGGCGGCCCCGCGCGGGACAGGCCUGGCUCUCCCGUUAACUCCGUCCGGGCCGGCCGCUCCCGUCCCGGCCCGAGCGCCUCGACCCCGCAGCACAGAGCGCCCAGAACCGAUCGCCCGAGCUACUGAGCUACUGAGCUCGUUACCCCCUCCGGAGAGCCCGGCGGGGCCGUCAGGCUGCCCAGACAAAGGAUACCGCGGCGCCCAGAGGCCGACGCCCGGCCGCGCCUGUCUUCCUCCCUCUCCCGCCCACCGCCAACCUCCAGUCGCCCGCAAAAACCCCCGAUGCCUCAGCUCGACCCCAUCGCUACCCUGGGGCGGCCGCUCGGGACGGGCCCAACGGGUAGCAGCGAAGAGGCCGCGGCACGCCAGGGCCGAGGAGGGGGCGGCGGCCGCCACCAUGUCUGCCCGCCCCUCCCAGAAGCGGGGUGCCCAGCGGACAAAGCGCAGCGGCGGGGCGGGCGGAGCGGGCGCCCAGGCCGACCCCGCCGACCCCCGCGGAAUAAGCGGGGCCAGGAGCCCCGGAAACCCGGCGCCUUAAUGCAAUAAACAGGAAAUCGCGGGGAUGAUCUGGGUUCCGGGGGAAGUGGAAUUAUUUUUUACCAGCGAAGAGAUCAACUUCCACAUCCGGUGGUAACAGGGCCCUACACAGACCCGCACUGACCUGGAAAAGCUUCGGGAGCGGCGACGGGGAGGCAGCAGGAGGUGGUGCGGGGACCCAAGGCGCCUCGUACCCGGCCGGGCUGACGCGGCCCCGCUACACACAAAGCGCUUCAGCUGCACAGGGCGCUAUUUUCCGAAAAUGCCGCGUCUGGUCGGCGCCCAAAAUCCCCACCGAAAAGUCCCCCGUGCUGCGCGCGGAGGGACACAUGGUGUGCGAGUGAGUCAAGCUCCCAGCAUCCCUCCCGGACGUGGCCCUCGUCAACUCCUCUUCCGAGGAUUUUCCGUCUCUGCACUCGUCGGCAGAUCCCGCUACUACCCACUCCCUGACUCUGUUCCGGAGGGGAGAGAGGAGAAAAAGGGUCUGAUUUUUUAACGAAGGGGAGGAAAAUAUGCCAUUUCUAGCGCUUCAGCCACACAAAGAAAGCGGCGGAAUGAUCCGCUCUCUGCGACCGCAAGUCCCGGCUCGCCCGGCGCCUGCGCGGCAGCGGGGGUGGGCGCUGUGGCCGGCCAUGUGCGCGGCGGAGAGGACGGGUGGCAGCGGAAUCUUCCCGCCUGUUUGUGCGGUGGGUAGGAGUUUGGAAACUGAUGUUCCUGUGCUAACCUUGGUGUCUCUGUGACGUGAUCGUUGAAAGACGGAGACUGCGGAAUCUUUGGAGUUUAAGCUUGCCAACUGAGCGGCCUAGCAGAAUCCUGGGAGGCGGAAGGACAGCCAGGAGGCUAGGAUUUACGUUAAAGUGGCCCUACAUUCAACUAGGCAGACUGGGAUGAGAGUCGCUGUGGAGGUACCAGGGAAGGAACGAGAGGGGUUCCUUUUCCACUUUUGUAUAAAAUCAGCAGUCAGGUUCAUGACGAAGAUGUACAUAUUUCUGUAGCUUUUUUUCCCCAACAUUGUAAUAGUGCCUCCCAUUUCGUAGACCCUUGUAACUGCUUGCUAAAUAUUCUUGGAUUACUGCCCUCUCAGAGGUAGAGCUCUGUUUCUCCGUGGCUGGAAUGUCAAAAAAUUUUGUUGUGUUCUAUUGAGAAAGUAGCAAAAGUUUGUUUGGAGAUGGAGAUUUGCAAAGUUAAAA